Chelmon rostratus (copperband butterflyfish) is the source of this 1892-nucleotide messenger RNA. It is a transcript of the gene odad3, whose product is annotated as outer dynein arm docking complex subunit 3. The transcript is spliced from 11 exons. The record is from RefSeq and is a predicted model, not a curated record. Bases 159 to 1544 code for a protein of 461 amino acids. Gene Ontology annotation, biological process: outer dynein arm assembly; cilium movement. NCBI's taxonomy places the organism in Eukaryota, Metazoa, Chordata, Actinopteri, Chaetodontiformes, Chaetodontidae. Gene Ontology annotation, cellular component: cilium.
AAGACUGUUUUGUCCUCAGUCAAAGGAACAGUCCAACGAUACAUACCUGUCUUUCUUCUUAAUCUUGUUAUCUUCGGUGUGUUGCCUCACAGGGUGAUAAACAUGUCAUUAAAGUGGCCUUUCAGAACAGAGGCUCGGAGAAGGAUGCCUACCGCAACAUGUCAGGGAAGGCAGCCCUGACAACACUGGACCAGAGGGUGCUGUCCAAGAUAAAGCGUCUUAAUGCCCUAAAACACACCACCCAGACCCAUCAGCACCGCCUGGAUGACCUGAAGAAGGAAUACCAGAGGAUGAAACCAGAGGGCAGCGGUGGAGCACAGUCUGCUGACGCUCGCAUUCGGAAAAAGGAGGAAGAUGCCAUGAACCUGCGGGCGCUGGAGAACAAUUUGGAGAAGACACAGUUUAAGUGCAAGGAGGCUGAGAACAUAAUGAUUAACUAUCAGAAACUCAAAAGUCACCUGCAGGAGGAGAGUCUGACCUUCCAGGGCCAGUUGGACAGCCUGGAAGCAGAAAUCCUGAAGCACAGAGAGGAGCUCCACAACAUGCAGGUCAUGAACAACGACGCCCAGCUCUCUAAAGAAGCUGCCAAGGCUGAGUUACAGCAGCUGGAGGAAUUGCUCUACAAGGAGCGUAAGGAGAGAGAGCGCAUUAUAGCCAGCUACAGGAAACAGGCUGAGGAGCGCAAGGCCCAGGCUGACAAAGUCGAUAGAAGGGCUCAGAGAACAGCCAUGCAGCCAGAUGAGCUGAGCAGUGAGGCCUGGCGCAGCACCCCCAGGAUGGCGGGCGAAGAGGAGAAGGCCAUCUCCACUUUUGAGGAGGCGUUCAGACGCAUUAAGGAGGCCACCGGAGUCACAGAUAUACAGGAGAUAGUGGCGCGCUUUAUCUCACAGAAGGAGACAUACCAGCAUCUGGAGAAUCUGAGGGGGGAGAAUGAGAAGGUGCUACAGCAGCUGAAGGAGCAGAAGGAGCUCCUGAACCAGCAGUUCCAGGAUAUGAAAUAUUCUGGAGAAGCCAAACUCUCCGGUGACCAGCAGAUGCUGGAGGAGUGCGAGCAGCAACUGCAGGCUCAGCAGCGGAGGUGCGAGGCAGCUGAAGAGCGUUUGGAUUGGCUCGCUAAAGCCCUCAGUACUGUCCGAGCCGGGGUGGAUCACCUCACAGACAAACUUCAACACAUCACGCUGAGUGAGGACACAGCGGCCGAGGCGUCUCCAGACUCAGAUGAGUUUGUGCUGCAGCUGAUGACUCAGUGUGAGCUGAAGCUGCAGUUGCUGCAGGAGGAGCUUCAGGGAAAGGACCUGGCCGCUAUUACGAAGGAGAUGGAGGAGGAGGAGUUCUAUGUCAGGAUUGAGGGGAAACUGCCAGCUUACAACACCCGAGUCAAGCUGCCUGACGACCAAAGACUCGACCUCUUCAACGACGAGGAGGAGAGUGAGGAGGACGAGGCUGACAUCGUCUCACGGGAGGCGCUGAAGCGUCAGUCUCAGCUCAUCAUCGACUCAAGGUCCAAGAAGAAGUCCUGGAAGAAGAAGAAGGGCAAGUUCUGAUCCAACAGCAGUCUCAAGACGUCACGCAAAAUAAAUGACCUGAACCAAACACUGACUGCAGUGUGAAAUGAGCUCACCGUGAGAACACAUAAGUCCAAGAAUUAUUGGCAAGUAGAAUCUGAGGUUUUAAGGAGCUUGUUGGCUGAAAAUACAAAUGAAAAUAUAUUUGUAGACAUGUUGAAAGAUGAAUACAUGUAUUUGUGUCUUUGAACCUGGUUAAUUGUUGUAUAAGUGGGUAUGUUUUGACAACAGCACUGUUCUCUGUCAGGUGUGACUGUUGCACCAACACUCAUCUCUCCUCCUCUUUUUCACAGUUCAGUUACACCCUCGGCCUCAUGAGAAGCCAAU